AUGGUCGGGACAAGUGGCAGCCACGUCGAAGACUGGACCGUGUACGAUAACACCGGUUGCUCCAACUGGAACGCCAUCCAGAUCGGCCCGAAGAGUGUCAUGCCCACCUACUCUGCCUGCGCGACGUCUUGCAGGUACAGCCCUGGCUGCACCGGCUUCAACUUCGAGGACGCGAACCCCCCAGUGUGCAGCGCCGGCACAAGUUCGUCUGGCGUCGGGUCGUGCUACCGCUGGGGGCCCUCCACCUGUUCCAAAGAGAAGAACGACUGCUGGGACAACUUCUUCCUGGACAACGCCGAGCCAACGGUGUGGUCGGCUCCAGACAAGGGGCAGGGGUGCAGCAACUGGAGGGACAUCCUCCUGACGAGGCUCUCGGGCAUCAGCAAUGCGGACGACUGUGGUCUCCAGUGCCUUGCGCACAGGGGCGCGGGCUGCGUGGAGUUCGGCUAUCAGGCCGACGACUGCGUCUCCGGACGUGGCCCUGGCGCAAGGUCGUGCUACCUGUACAAGGGCGUGUGCUCCAUGCAGGGCAACGCUUGCCUGGACCACUACGCACUGGAGAGUUACACGGAGCCGUCGGGCCCGUUCGAACUGAACGGCGCAGGUCGUGGCUGCAGCAACUUUGCCGAGAUCAUCCUGGGCGAGCCUUCCUUCCAGGCAUCUGCUGGAGCCUGUGGGAAGGUCUGCGAAGACGUUGGUGGCUGCGUGGGCUUCGGCUACCAGAGCGGCCUGCCAUGUCAGUGCGCAUCCGGUGGCAGCGCGUUCACCGGCGCGUGCUACCUCUGGAGGGGCGAAUGCAAUCAAGAGCCCAACGCGUGCUGGAACAACUACAAGAUCGCGCCAGCCACUCCUGCGCCCCCCCCCCCUGAUGCGCCCUCGCAAACAGGUGCGCGCGAGUACUGCCUGAGGGCCGCCGAGCUCCGGGUCGACUUCGACGCCCAGGGGGGCGCGGGGACCCCCGCCAACCCCAGCGGGUCCGUCGAGCUGAGAGACCAGGGCUGGACGACCACAGGGCUUGCGCGGGUCAGCUCCAGAGGCGUAUGGAACCUGUUGAAUGGCUGGAUCGCUUUCGAUAUGGAUUUGUCCCAGACGAUCGUCGGCCUCCAGACUGGUGGCAUGCAGGGUCCCAACCCGAAUCUCUAUACCGUCUUCCCGCAGACCGGCUCUGGGGACUACGACGGAAGGCCGCGGACAAUUGCUGGUGCUGCUACUCAGUACUGCGACGGCCAAGGAGAGUUCUCGGCGCAGCCGCAGACGCCUGCAAACCUAGUCCCCAACUCAUUCUGCCCGAAGAUGGACAUCAUCGAGACCAACAGCAAGCUGGCCUUCGCGACUACGUGGCACUCCACGUUCACCUUCUCCCCAGAUAAUCCAGGAGACUAUCCUGGCCCGGAUCCGUGCAACCAGUUCGGCUGCAACAACAACCAGUUCUUCACCCCGGCGCCGGACCCUCCGAGCAGCUGCCAGCAGCUCCCCACAACGACCCCACCAACUCCCGUGACGACGUCUGGCAUCGACAGCGCGCACCCAUUCACCAUCAACGCCAGUUUUGCCGCGGACGGGAGUAUGACGGUCAAGUUUUUGCAGAUGCAGGGCAACGCCGAGAGCGGAGUGCUGAUCGGGCGGCAGGAAGUCUUUGGCGGCGGAAAUCCGGUCACCCAGGCCACCCUCGACGCCCUCGUGGGAAACAUGACCACGUUCGGCUCGGCCAUCGAGUCCCCCCAGUUCAACGGUUUUGUCCCGCUAAGCUCGGAGUUCUUCAACAAUGUCCAGUGCAACGACGGCACCAACAGUCUCAGCCAGUCCAUCUACAGCGUCAGUAAUCUGAGGGUCAAGGGCGUGCUCAUGAGAGGAUCGGCCUCCGAGUGCGUUUCCUAG
Prorocentrum cordatum is the source of this 1878-nucleotide messenger RNA. The record is from the annotation of a GenBank genome assembly. Lineage: Eukaryota; Dinophyceae; Prorocentrales; Prorocentraceae.